Prorocentrum cordatum is the source of this 471-nucleotide messenger RNA. NCBI's taxonomy places the organism in Eukaryota, Dinophyceae, Prorocentrales, Prorocentraceae. The record is from the annotation of a GenBank genome assembly.
AUGACGAAGGUGAUGCCGAAGACGAAGGAGAUGAAGGAGACGUUGCAGACGGUUAUGGUCAGCGUCCUAAACCUCCUGCCUCGUCUUCCUGUCGCGAUUGUCGUGGAGCACCGCUGCCCAAGGGACGACUCCGAGACCACACAUGACACACGCACCGAGUGGCUCAACAUGUUUGAUGGCUGCCGAGAGCAGGGCGCCCAGACGAACGCGUUCGACAUGGACCUCCAGAUGUUGCAGGGUCCUGAGGCCUUGCUUCGCGCCCUCCCUCAAGCUGCUGCUGCCAAUCUGAUGGAGCAGAUCCGUUUGGUCACGCGGGCGUCGCAUUACAGCGUUGGCUUGUUUGUGGAGAUGUUCCUCCUCAGCCUGAUACCGCUCAUCUUCCUGUUAUUCCUGAUGAUGAUGAGCUUGCUGACCCAUGUGGCGAACCUGGCAGGGAUAGUUGUUCUGGAUGCGUCGCUCUUCCUGGUGAAC